UAUCUACUCUAAAUCAAUAAUUAAAUGAUUCUGAUAUUAAAAAUAUAGAACCUGUAUAGAUAUAAUUAGAUGAUGUUAUUUUAACUGGAUGGCCAAAUUAACCUUUAGAAGUUACAUUUAAUCCUGAAAUAUAUGAUAUAUAUUCUAUUAAAUUAAUAUAGAAAUUAUAAAAUGGUUAAUAGAAAGAAGAAUAAGAAUUAGAUAAUGAAGCAAUUUUUCAAAGUAGAGAUUUAAAAGACUUGGGUGGAUGUCGUACAUUUUAAACGAAAGCUGCUGUAGAGCCGGUAUUCAAGACAACUACAAAUUUCUAAGGAAAUAAUAUGUAUGAAAGAUUUGAAGAAGUUAUAACAUUUGAUACCUAUAAGAAAAUGUAUAUAGUUUCUAAUAGUUUCUAAGUUUAUUCUUUAUAUUAUUCUGAAUCAACUUAAUUUGAAAUAGAUAAUGCAAGCAUAAACUAUGAUCCCGAUAGUUCCUUUUAAUAGGUUUUGAAUAUUCCUAAAGAAUUAACAUCACCAGAUACAAAAAUUAUAGCUAAAAUGUCAGCUAUAUAGCAUGAUAAAUACGGAUAUAUUUUCUGUAAAUUUGGGGCUGUAAGAUUUUCCGCAUCUAGUAUCAAUUAUUUAUCAAGAAAUGAUUUUAUACUUUAAGAAAGCUUUAUAAAACGAACUGAAAUUUUUUCAGUUUAUAAAGAUCAUAAUAAUUACAUUUAUGCAGCUACAUCUGAAGGAAUUGAUAUUUAUACUUUAGAUGAAAAAUUUACUUUGAAAUUUUUAAAAUCAUUAACUACAGUGCAAUUAAGAUAAUAUCAUUAAGUCCAAAAAAUGGACAUUAGAAAAAUAUAAAUAGUCAAAUAAGGUGAUAAUGAAUUAAUUUUACUUUUGGAAAAUUAAUUUGGUAUACAUGUUUUAUAAAAUAUUAAUAAUAAUGCUCCUUGGGCAUAUAAAUAUUUCAUCUUUUUAAGAAGAAUAUAAAAUUUCGAUGCUACGGGAUUUACAUUGGCAGCUGUUUUAAGUACUAAAAAUUACUAAUUUGGUGUAGAGAUAUUUUUUGAUUAAUAAAAUUACUAUUAAAAUCAGUAAAUAUAUUAUUUUUAACAUAAAAAAUUAUAUUAUUUUUUUAAAAAAGUAUUGAAGAUGAUGAGCUAGAAGUAAGUAGUAUUAAACUUGAUCCUAAUAGCAGGGUUGGAAUUUGGAUGA
Molecule: messenger RNA, 1196 nt
Organism: Ichthyophthirius multifiliis
Lineage: Eukaryota; Ciliophora; Oligohymenophorea; Hymenostomatida
Exons: 3
Source: RefSeq, a predicted model, not a curated record